This is a messenger RNA of Bicyclus anynana (squinting bush brown), 1489 nucleotides long. RefSeq lists its product as uncharacterized. Bases 128 to 1489 code for a protein of 453 amino acids. Lineage: Eukaryota; Metazoa; Arthropoda; Insecta; Lepidoptera; Nymphalidae. The record is from RefSeq and is a predicted model, not a curated record. Gene Ontology annotation, molecular function: protein binding. The transcript is spliced from 8 exons.
UCUCUUAAUAUUCUGUGCCUGUGAUUCAAAAUCGAUGUAUCUUAUUGUAUUUAGACUAUUAAUUUGAACACUGUGGUAAAAUAUGUUGUUAUUGUGAAUAUUAUCAGUAGGUAGUAAGUACCUAAUCAUGUCGUUAAAAAACGACUCUGUUUGGGCAACAUGUCCAUCAGAUAUUCUGGUACUAGUGUUUAAAAAGUUAGAUAUAGAAUCUGUGAUAAGUUGUAGGGGUGUGAAUAAAUUUUGGUGGAAUGUAGCAGAAUAUUAUUUUGAGCACUUUAAGUUAUGGCCAGCAGUGAUCCAGCAUACCAUUGGUGAAGCGGCCUUCACUGAAAAGUCUGUAUUGGGAUGGCGAGACAAAGUUCUGUCUGCCGAGAGAUGGCUGGAUGUUAGUAAAGUCAGUGUGAGCUUGCGCCAUCGUUACAAUUUGGAGACAGCUAUUCAAAAUAUCUGUGUAUAUAAAGAUAACCUCAUAGUCACAACUGACACUGCUACAACAUUUUUUAAUAUUAACAGUUUUGAAGUUAUUAAAACUCUUCAAUUAGCACCCCUGAGGCAGUAUGUUUAUAAUUUAGAAGUUAAUUGGGACUGGGGAAGAAUGGAAAAGAAAAAUUACGGAUGGUGUUUCACCAGCGGAUUGCAAGAGCACCAGAAGUAUGUGAGCUAUCGUUCUCAUUCACUAGAACCUGAAACUGAUACAGUACCCAGGUAUCAAGAAACUUCAUCAUUGAUUGUUGAACUAAAAUUACCAACAGUAAGAAGGGAAAGAUUAAUUGAACUCUCUCUUACCAAUAAAUUAUAUACAGACCCUUUUGAUUCGGAUUCAGUACGAAAAGUAUACAUCAAAUAUCCUUUUAUAUUUAAAGUCAAUUUUAAUUCUUGCUAUGUUAUCUAUGCAAAAGUACUCUGGAAGUAUACAGCUAAAGUGAAUCACUGGGAUAUUGAAGUGCUAGCGAAAUAUAAUGAAGACGAGAAUUUACUACACAGCAUACACAUUCACAGAAAUAAUGUGUAUGUCCUUUUAACAAGUGGCGAUGUUUUUCUCUUGUGCUGCAAUAGUUUUCUGAAAAUAUUUCACUUAUGUGCACCCCUUUCAACACAGUUGCCUAAGGAUUCAGUGCCAUUGAUGUUUUAUACUUGCAUCCUUCUAAGAAAUGUACCAAAUGCCAAGCCUUGUGAUGCACUAAGCCCAUACAUAAAAUGCGACUUUUUGAAAAGCAUAUCUCGGGAGGGAGUCACAUGUGUUUUGGAACACGGUCAUGCUACACUAUUUGGAUAUAAAAAUGGAGAAAUAGAAAUAUAUCUUAAUAAAAAUUUAAUAAAUUCAGAAGUUCCCGAGUUAAAGUUCAAUUUGCAAACUUAUAUAGAUGACAUAAGCGACGAGAACCCUAACCUGAAAAUCAGAGCACUCGACAUUUACUACGAUAACACAAGGCAUCAUUUGUUUGUGACGACAUGUUAUCACGUUUUUGAAUUGUUACUAAGUUUUUAA